Messenger RNA from Scatophagus argus, 2722 nucleotides. Its product is annotated as protocadherin alpha-8-like. The coding region runs from base 170 to 2539 and encodes 789 amino acids. Gene Ontology annotation, cellular component: plasma membrane. The record is from RefSeq and is a predicted model, not a curated record. Gene Ontology annotation, molecular function: calcium ion binding. NCBI's taxonomy places the organism in Eukaryota, Metazoa, Chordata, Actinopteri, Scatophagidae. The transcript has a single exon. Gene Ontology annotation, biological process: homophilic cell-cell adhesion.
UUCAACAGAGACAGAGACGAGUGCUGCCGUUGUUUUAUUUGUAGCCUGCAUCGAUUGACUGAACAUAUGGAAUAUAUUUCAACAGUAUAUUUCGUAGCUUAGGCAAAUUCCUUUGGCGACAGAAACUGUGAGUGGAUAUAACAGCAAUAAUCAGAACUAAAGUGAAACGAUGGGAGCCGCAGGACAAAGACGGGGAGUACAGUCCUGGUGGUUCGCCAUCCGUUUGUCUGUGAUGCUCAGCUGUGUGGAGCGGAUUUCAGCUCAGAUCAAAUAUUCAGUUCCGGAGGAGGUAAAAGUGGAUUCCGUAGUUGGAAAUGUAGCGAAGGAUCUUGGACUGGACAUCAGUUCACUGCAGGAACGGCGGUUUCGUAUUGUAUCGGGAACUAAAGAUGCUCUGUUUGAAGUAAACCAGAACAAUGGCGUCUUGUAUGUGCAUAAGAGCAUUGACCGAGAGAAGCUUUGUGAAGGCGUGUCUCCAUGCUUAAUGAACCUAAAAAUGGUAGCGGAGAACCCCAUGGAAAUACACUAUGUAGGGGUUGAGAUCAUAGAUGUAAAUGAUAAUUCACCGAGCUUUCAGGAGGAAGAAAAAAUAUUAGAAAUAUCUGAGUCUACUGUUCCCGGCAGACGUUUCCAGUUACCAACUGCGCACGAUCCAGAUGUGCUCAUCAACACUGUGCGCGUGUAUAAAUUAAAUCAAAACGAAUAUUUUAGUAUACAGAUUCGAGAGCGAGCAGAGGACAAGAUACCAUUCUUAGUUCUGCAAAAGUCUCUGGAUCGGGAAAAGCACCAUGAGCACAAACUGACUCUAACAGCAGUCGACGGUGGUAAUCCACCCAGAUCGGGGACACUUAAUAUUACAGUCGUCGUUCUCGACUCAAACGAUAACCAUCCCACAUUUAGCCAAGAGGUAUAUACAGCAACAGUUCUCGAAAAUAUAGAAGCAGAUACAAGUGUAAUUAAGGUAAAGGCAACCGAUGUGGAUGAGGGCGCAAAUGGAGAAGUUGAAUAUUUUUUCGGUGGUCAACUUGACAGGAAGAUAUAUGACAUGUUUAGCUUGGAUAAAGAUACUGGUGAAAUUCGAGUCAAGGGAGAAAUUGACUUUGAGAAGGUUGAAGUUUUUAAGUUAGACGUCCACGCCACUGACAAAGGACAGCCUCCAAUGAGUACUGAUUGCACGGUGAUAAUCAAAGUGCUUGACAAAAACGACAACAAACCUCAAAUAGAAGUAACAUCUUUGUCAAACAAGGUGUCUGAAGGCUCAAAACCCGGGACUGUGGUUUCUCUUAUUAGUGUUACAGACCUGGACGCCGGUUUAAACGGCAAAGUAAUAUGUAGUCUUUCAGAAAAUGUGCCAUUUGAUUUAAAACCAUCAUUUCAAGAUAAUAUGUACUCGCUAGUAUUGAAGCAGCAUUUGGAUCGAGAAUCAGUUUCGCAUUACGACAUCACAUUAGCAGCUACAGACUGUGGUCAGCCUCCCUUGUCCACGUUCAAAAGUUUAAGCAUUGAUGUGUCAGAUGUGAAUGAUAAUACUCCAGAAUUUUCGCAUAAUCCAGUUGAACUUUACCUGUCAGAAAAUAAUGAGCCUGGAAAACCAAUGUUUUCUGUUACUGCUACGGAUAAGGACUUAAACGACAACGCUGUAGUGUCAUAUCGUAUAAUUAGAGGUGACGGCAGUUAUAAUGAUAUGACGUCUUUUCUGAAUAUAAAUUCUGAAAGCGGACAAAUCACCGCCCUAAAAAGUUUUGACUUUGAGACCCUGAAAACGUUCCAGUUCCAAGUCGUGGCCACAGACUCUGGAACUCCGUCACUGAGCAGCAACGUCACAGUGAACGUGUUCAUUCUGGAUCAGAACGACAACGCUCCAGUCAUCCUGUAUCCAGUCAGCUCCAACGGCUCUGCUGAAGGUGUGGAGGAGAUUCCCCGCAAUGUGAACGCAGGACACUUGGUGACUAAAGUCAGAGCCUAUGACGCUGAUAUAGGAUAUAACGGCUGGUUACUCUUUUCACUGCAGGAAGUCACUGACCACAGUCUCUUUGCUUUGGACCGCUAUACAGGACAGAUCAGAACACUUCGCUCAUUCACAGAGACAGACGAGGCUGAGCACAAACUGCUCAUACUGGUCAAAGACAAUGGGAACGUUUCCCUCUCAGCAACAGCUACUGUGAUUGUCAAAGUGGUGGAGCCCAAAGAGGCUUUUGCAGCCUCUGAUGUCAAAAGUGCAGCAACUGAUGAUGAGGGGAAUGAUGUGACUUUUUAUCUCAUCAUAACUUUGGGCUCAGUUUCAGUCCUUUUCCUCAUCAGUAUCAUCGUGCUGAUUGCAAUGCAGUGCUCCAAAUCCACAGACUAUACUUCUAAAUAUCUACAAGAGGCUAAUUAUGACGGGACACUGUGUCACAGCAUCCAGUACAGAUCUGGAGACAAACGCUACAUGUUAGUUGGACCCAGAAUGAGUAUAGGAUCUACUAUAGUCCCUGGCAGCCAUGCCAACACACUGGUGCUCCCUGACAGGAGGAGGACAUCUGAGGAGGUAAGACCCUAAAAUCAAAGACUGUUUUUUGCAUGAGUGUGGCCGCUGUUCGUGGUGCUGAACUGCUUUGGCUUUUCUGUUAUAAACAACAGAAAGUGAUUACAAAUCAAUUAUUCACACCUCUGUUUGGGAACAUUUAGGCAGAUUGUUCCUGACAGUCGAAGCUCUAAGCAGUCGAUGAAAUUCUAAUCAAGA